This is a messenger RNA of Papilio xuthus (Asian swallowtail), 1318 nucleotides long. RefSeq names its product trp-interacting inaF-D (gene inaF-D). NCBI's taxonomy places the organism in Eukaryota, Metazoa, Arthropoda, Insecta, Lepidoptera, Papilionidae. Bases 483 to 980 code for a protein of 165 amino acids. The transcript has 2 exons. The record is from RefSeq and is a predicted model, not a curated record.
CUCCGAAUUAACUUCGUUUGCAUCCCGAACCGCGUAAGGCUCUCGACACCGAUAACACGUGUCACGUGCGACAGGUCGUUUCAUCCGUGUUUACGUGCCGUCUUAAAGUGAGUGUGCUAACGAUCGUUUUUUCUCGUUUCGUGUAAAUAAACUGAAGAACAAUAAACGCGAGAUGAGGGGGCACGACAGACGUAUCGCGAUCGGGCGGCUGCGUCACUAACUGGAAUAGAUUCACAUAUUAGCGGGCGUGAAAUUAAAGGAUAAACAAAUGAAGUCCGGCGCGGGCGGUAUUGUAGUGGAACAGCAGUCUGCGUCAGGAGGUGUCAAGCGGCAGACACGGGCGGCGUGACCCCGGCGGCCGAGCGCCCUAACUGGGACAUAUCGAUAAGCGCGCCCUACUUACCCGGUUUGGUAGAAGGCGGUGCGGCUUGACGGUGUGGUGCGGCUGCAUUCGGUCACGGCGGUGCGGCGGUGCGAGAGCGAUGUCGGGCAAGUCGUGCGGCAGCGGCGUGGGCAGCGUGCGUUCAUGCGCGGCGGGUGGGCACGAGGUCGUGCUGGACGCGCUUUACGCCCGGAAGCGCGACAACAAGAGCGUACGCGUGCUGACCGUCAUCGUGUACGUGUUCUGCGUGUCGCUCGCUGCCAUCAUGCUCUCGCUCUACUACGUGUUCUUCUGGGAGCCCAAGGAUGCGCAGUACGCGCAGCGCAAGGUGUCUCACACUGUCCCCCGGCAAACCAGCACCACACCAAUGCCCACAUGCUUAUUGCCCGACACCGGACGAAGCAAUACCUCAGUGAACGAGAACGUCACAUAUUCUUUACCAUCGAAUCUUCUAGAGCAAUCUAUCAACACAACAGACGAUACGGGACUCGAUUUUGAAUUUCCCGCCAAUUUAACGAACAAUUCAAUUCAACAAAUAAAACCCCUUAAUUUAACUUCCAAUGAUUCCGGAACCAACGAAACAGACAUUAAUACAUGACGUACAGGAACCAGAACAAAUCAUCCUGUAUAACAGACUGUAUCUAAUGCGAAUCGAAGUAAAGAGAAUGAACUUAUUAAAGUGUAGUUUAAAUUAAACAAAUGUUUUGAAAGUGAGAAAAUGAAAUUGCCAUUAGUUUAUACGGAGUGUUAUUGGUAAUCGUGAUUUGUGGUAGGACGCAUUAGAAAGAAAUUAGAUAUUAAUAAAAAUAAAAUGUACUUAACUUUGUGUUCAAGCGUACCUAUUUAGGAUUUUGUUGUAAUAAACUGCAAAAGUCGUACUAGUCGAAUGUAAUACCAAAGGUAAAUGUUAUUAGUUUUAAAGAUAUAUCUUAUUUA